Molecule: messenger RNA, 1683 nt
Organism: Cucurbitaria berberidis CBS 394.84
Lineage: Eukaryota; Fungi; Ascomycota; Dothideomycetes; Pleosporales; Cucurbitariaceae
Exons: 1
Coding region: 1-1683 (560 amino acids)
Source: RefSeq, a predicted model, not a curated record
AUGGAUACUUCGCACUCCUCAGACCACGACGAUGUGUCGCAAUGCACACCUGAUGUACCGACUACUUCGAAAAUGCCGUCAACGACGAAUUCUGGGAUGUUCGAGCACAAUGAGUUACCAGAAGCAGGGGUUUCGGCUACCAAAGAAGCGGUCCUCGAAAAGACAGUGGAUGGAUCUCGUUAUGCAUCUCUAGGCUUGAAUCGUAUACCAGCUCACGACCUCAAACGCACAACGAUACCUAGGAGUUCCCUCGACAAGCAUUCCGAAGUACCGCACACGAUCUAUAAGCGCCAGUGGACGCAAGACGAAGAGGAUCUUACGGACCUCGAGGAGAUGAUGAUACCAAAAGACGCUCGGUUCAACCACCACAAUCGAUCUUCUCUACCUGUCCAGUGCUGGCGUCCCAUCAACAAGGUGAUGACGUCCAAAUUCACCACAGGCUAUCUGACCGAGUUUGGAUGGCAAUCAACCAAUAAUUUGUACUGGACAGCGAAAAAGGUUGAAGAGAGAAUCACCGGAGAUAGUGGUACUACAGGUCCCACCAAUGAAGAAUUAGGUGCUAUGAAGUUCAAAGUUGAAGAAGAACACACACAGGAAGCAGAGAACAACUAUGGCGACCAUGCAUCUAUCCCGUUUCUAGAUGCCAAGUAUUUCGAUCAUUAUGGAUACUUGAAUCAUUCUAUUGGAAGGACAAGUACUAAGGUAGCCUAUACAUCAUCUCACUCGCCAGACCACGCAGAGAAUGCAGAUAUUCGAGAACACCUAGAAGUGGAGGCUAAUGGGCUCCAUCGGAUGAACUCUCAUAUCACCCCCACUACAACCGAAGACAACACAGAUACAAGCGCAGACGAAACCAUACGCGAUGUGAUUGAUGACCUAGCGAAGGAUUCAACGGGUAAAUGGGAACUGCUCGAAGGCAACACAAACCCUCCACGAACCGGCUACACCUCGCCCCACAUGCUUGCUAUCCGUCUACGUAACGUCGAGACGCAAGAGGUUGAGAUAUCCCGUUUUGAAAAGAUUCCGCACGAAGAUAUUGAUUGGAGUAACAGGGCCCAUAUCCAAGAGAUUUCCAAUUGGCGCAGUCGGGUCUUCCACGGCCGUGGAUUUACAACUAAGAAGACUAACGUUCUAUAUACACCAGAAGAGGACGCCUGGCUUAUGCUUUUCUACGGGAAAACCAAAGCAGCAAUUGAAGCUGGUAACAUCGUCAGUAAUUUAGGCCCUGUUCCAGCCAUGGAAGCAUUCAACAGCUUCUUUGAAGGCAAGGUGCUGAAGGACGACGAUGGCAACGCUCUAUCGCCGCGAAAGGCACGGGAUGAGCAGUCCUUGAAGUACAAGAUCAACUAUAAGAAGUCUCCAAUCUGGAACUUGCGAGACGAGAUACGAAAACUGCUGAAAGGGAAGCGUGGAGGGGCCUUAUACGUGCCUGUCAUCACUGAAGAUGAGCUACGCCGCUAUCAACAAGACGGCAUUAUCAUAACUGAUGAUCCCCGCGAAGCCAGCAAGAAUGCAGCACUAGGGGUAGGAGGGAUCAAGGCAAGGCAUACCUCACCGAAGCGAAAACUCGAUGCGGAGGAUAUGAUCGAGGAGAACUCUAAGCGAGUGAAGCCGACGUCUCCCACGCAGACAAACGGAGGGGAGGACACUACUUCGUUUCUAGUCCCGACAGCAGACCUUUGA